Suillus clintonianus is the source of this 264-nucleotide messenger RNA. Its product is annotated as heat shock protein 70kDa. The annotation marks the transcript as partial. Gene Ontology annotation, biological process: cellular response to unfolded protein; protein refolding. The record is from RefSeq and is a predicted model, not a curated record. The transcript has a single exon. Gene Ontology annotation, molecular function: ATP hydrolysis activity; heat shock protein binding; misfolded protein binding. Gene Ontology annotation, cellular component: cytoplasm. Lineage: Eukaryota; Fungi; Basidiomycota; Agaricomycetes; Boletales; Suillaceae.
GAGCAGAAGGAGUUUUCUCCCGAAGAAGUCUCGUCCAUGGUCCUCCUUAAGAUGAAGGAGACAGCUGAGUCCUACUUGGGCUACAACGUCAACGAUGCUGUUGUCACCGUUCCCGCAUACUUCAACGACUCUCAGAAACAAGCCACCAAAGACGCAGGUGCCAUCUCGGGAAUGAACGUUCUCCGUAUCAUCAACGAGCCUACUGCUGCUGCCAUUACGGUCUCGACAAGAAAGUUGUCGGCGAGCACAACGUCCUCAUUUUGA